CUCUCAACACCCCCCACCCAUCUUCGCCUCCUCCCCGACCCCGAGCGCUCGCGAACCUGCGGCGAGCACCACCGCCGUAUCCGCGCCGCGCAGAUCCGCCCGAUUCGCACGGCCCCAGGCGAGCGCACCUGUACGGACGACGCGAGCGCUAGCUUCCGCCCACCCCGCCGGCAAGUGGCUCCCGGAUCGCGCGCCAGCCUGCCGGGGCGCAGUGCCGGGUUGAUUCGGCCGAAUCCGGUGGAAUUCGCCGUGGCGUGGUGCGAAAUCGGGUGAGUUCUGUCGGGUUCCGUGUUGGGCCGGUGCUUUCGGAGGUCGGGCGGCCGGAAAUGGCGCCGGGGGUGGUUCUAGGGUUAGGUUUUGUUGCUUUGGCGUGAGGGAAUGGCGGACGGAGGGCGGAUGAAGGCCGUGGAGGGCAACGGGGACGGGGAGGAGAAGGAUGAGGACGCGCGGGAGGAGCUGGAGCUUGCGCUGUCGCUGGGGCGGCGGGGCUGGCACCUGCCGCCUCCGCGGCAGGAGCCUGCGCCCCGCUCUCUGAACUGGACGGUGGCUUUUUCGGAGUGGAACCCCGACGCGGCCGGGAGCUCGCGGGCUGCGGAGAGGGCUCCGGUUGGACAACCCAUCCCGUCGCUCGGGUUCGGUGACAGGUUGGGUUGCGUCAUCCUAGACGGCGCCCAUGCAGGUGGCAGUGCGGAGGCUGGGUGGGAGGACGGGGACGAAGAGGAUGAAGACAGAGACCUGCAGAAUAAACGGCUCAGAGUGCGUGGCUUUGACGAAGGAAGCCCACAGCAUUCUGGUGUCAAUGAUACCUCCUUCAGCUCUGAAUCACCAUUUUUGCCCAUUUCUGAUGAACAUGUUCAUUUCAAUCUGUCACGUUGCCCAGAACAUGAAUUAGAAUUUGGCUUGUCACUUUUCCCAAAUGAUGGCAGUGGUGAGAGCCCUAGGGAUGCCCCUAAUGAGAGAGUUGAUGAUAUAGAAAAAUCAGGUGGAAGAAAUUCUGAAGAUGUUGGAAUAAGAAUGGAUCUCUCUGAUGAUCUCCUGCACCUGAUAUUCUCUUUCUUGGGCCAGAAGGAUUUAUGCAGGGCAGGUGUUUCCUGCAAACAGUGGCGAUCUGCUAGUAUGCAUGAGGAUUUUUGGAAGUGUUUGAAGUUUGAGAACACUAGGAUAUCUCUGCAGAACUUUGUUGAUAUCUGCCAUCGUUACCAGAAUGUUACAGACCUCAAUUUGUAUGGUGUCAUAAAUGCUGAAGCACUAGUGAUGGAAGCAAUAAUGUGCUUAAGGCAUAUGAAGUCCUUAACAAUGGGCAAGGGACAAUUGGGAGAGGCAUUUUUUCAUGCUUUGGCUGAGUGCCCAUUAUUGACUACUUUAACAGUAACUGAUGCAUCUCUUGGGAGUGGCAUCCAAGAAGUAACUGUUAAUCAUGAUGGAUUGCGUGAACUUCAAAUUUUGAAGUGCCGUGCACUCAGAAUAUCUGUCAGGUGUUCCCAACUUCAAAUACUAUCUUUGAGGCGAACUGGCAUGGCUCAUGUAUCACUCAGCUGUCCUCAGUUGCGUGAAUUGGAUUUCCAGUCCUGCCACAAGCUUUCUGACACUGCAGUUCGUCAAGCUUCUACAGCUUGUCCGUUGUUGGCGAAACUAGAUAUGUCAUCUUGUUCCUGUGUUACUGAUGAGACACUGCGUGACAUAGCUGGUUCGUGUCCAAAUCUUUCUGUUCUUGAUGCAUCUAACUGCCCGAACAUUUCAUUUGAGUCGGUGAGGCUUCCAAUGUUGAUAGACUUGAGUCUGCUAAGUUGUGAAGGAAUCACAUCUGCUUCCAUGGCUGCAAUAGCUUAUAGUCGUCUGCUUGAGGUUUUGCAUCUUGAUAAUUGCAGUCUGUUGACUUCAGUGUCUUUGGACUUGCCACAUCUUAGGAAUAUAAGUCUUGUGCACUUGCGCAAGUUUGCUGAUUUGAAUUUGCGAAGUCCUGUGCUUUCUUUCAUCAAAGUUUCCAGAUGUUCAGCGCUUCAUCGUGUUAACAUAACAUCAAGUGUUCUUCAGAAAUUGGUGCUACAAAAACAAGAGAGCCUAUCUAGCUUGACAUUGCAAUGCCAGAACUUGAUUGAUGUGGAUCUUAGUGACUGUGAAUCAUUAACGAAUGCAAUUUGUGAAGUUUUUAGUGAUGGAGGCGGUUGCCCUAUGCUGAGAUCAUUGAUUCUUGACAAUUGUGAGAGUUUGAGCAUCGUGGAACUGAAUAGUAGUUCUUUGGCUAGUCUCUCUCUUGCUGGUUGCCGCUCCAUGACAUUCCUAAAACUCUCUUGCCCAAAUCUGCAAAACGUGAAUCUUGAUGGCUGCGAUCAUCUUGAAAGAGCAUCAUUUUGCCCGGUUGGCCUUGAAUCCCUAAAUCUUGGAAUUUGUCCAAAAUUGAGUGUUCUACAAAUCGAGGCACCAAAUAUGUUUAUAUUGGAGCUGAAGGGUUGCGGUGUGCUUUCCCAGGCUUCUAUCAAUUGCCCUUGCUUGACAUCUUUAGAUGCCUCUUUCUGCAGGCAGCUUGUGGAUGAUUCACUGUCUUGUAUGGCAGAGACAUGCCCUCUGAUGGAACAUCUUAUCUUGUCGUCAUGUCUAUCCAUUGGCAUUGAUGGAUUGUCCUCCUUGCAUUGCCUUCAUAAGCUGACCUUGCUUGACCUGUCCUACACAUUUCUAAUCAACUUAAAGCCUGUUUUUGACAGUUGUCCACAGUUAAAGGUCCUAAAACUCUCUGCCUGCAAGUAUCUCAGUGACUCAUCGUUAGAUGCCCUCUACCGAGAUGGUGCUCUUCCGAUGCUUGUUGAGUUAGAUCUGUCCUACGCAUCCAUUGGGCAGACUUCGAUAGAAGAUCUUCUUGCAUGUUGUACAAAUUUGGUUAAUGUGAACUUGAACGGAUGUACAAACUUGCAAGAAUUGGUGUGCGGAUCAGAUGAUUGCAGUUCUGUUGAUAUGGCAGUUGACUUUUGCCCCCCUGAUUCUGCACCAGUGAAGAGUGAAGAGGUCAGUGGGCGAUCUGGUCGUUUGCUUGAAGUUCUCAAUUGUACCGGAUGUCCAAAUAUUAAGAAAGUUGUUAUUCCUUCAAUGGCAAACUAUCUACAUUUGUCCAAAAUCAAUCUUAAUCUGUCAUCGAACUUGAAGGAAGUGGAUUUGAUGUGCUCCAAUCUUUACAUUUUAAACUUGAGCAACUGUAGCUCAUUGGAGGUUCUGAAGCUUGAUUGCCCAAGAUUGACCAAUCUCCAACUUCUGGCAUGCACCAUGUUGCAAGAGGAGGAACUAGAAUCUGCAAUAUCCCUCUGUAGUGCGUUGGAGAUCCUUAAUGUACACUCUUGUCCAAAGAUCAAUGCUUCGGAUUUUGGCAGGCUCCACAGGGUUUGUCCCAGUCUCAAGCGCAUCCAGAGCAGCCUUAUUGCAUAAUAUUAUGCAGCCCCCAUAUAAAGGGGUGUGCUAUUCAUGCAAAAUAGCCUUUUGCUAUAUCUUGUCCCUUGGUGGACAUGAGCAACUCUAGUUCAGAUUUGAAAAAACAAAACAAAAAAGCCCUCCAUGGCACUCUUGUACAUAGUACCACAGCAUCGCCAGUAUAUUGCAUGGCAGCAUAUAUUAGGAGCCAGGGAGUUAUGCGAGCCUAUUUCACCAGUUGAUUCAUGUCCGGUAAUAAGUAUCUUAGCUUCUGUUGUGUUGUAACUAAAAAACCGUUUGUUUGUUUGUUUGUUUGUUUGUAUUCCAUGUAAUUGGACCGAUGGAGCAAGCAAAUGUGUACUAUGGUUUAUAUGCGUUAAUAAUAUAUCCUGUUUGGAUC
This is a messenger RNA of Phragmites australis (common reed), 3796 nucleotides long. RefSeq names its product F-box/LRR-repeat protein 15-like. Gene Ontology annotation, molecular function: protein binding. The coding region runs from base 379 to 3414 and encodes 1011 amino acids. NCBI's taxonomy places the organism in Eukaryota, Viridiplantae, Streptophyta, Magnoliopsida, Poales, Poaceae. The transcript has 17 exons. The record is from RefSeq and is a predicted model, not a curated record.